Molecule: messenger RNA, 1278 nt
Organism: Durusdinium trenchii
Lineage: Eukaryota; Dinophyceae; Suessiales; Symbiodiniaceae
Source: the annotation of a GenBank genome assembly
AAAACGAGAGCUUUCGCAGAGAGUCUGCACCACAACUUUGUGCCCAUGACACGGCGAGUUACAGCGCCUGGGUAUGAAAGGUGGUCGCAGUACAUGGAGGCCGAGGGUGCAAUGCAUGUUGAGGCCAAUGACUUCAUUAACUUGCGGCUCUCCUGGGACAAAGCUGAGAACAAGAGAGUAGUGUCGCCGCCACACUAUGUGAUCAUGUGGCAUGGUCGAGAGAAGAGCGGCAAACUAAGGUACACAAGUUCUUUGCUGUCGCUCAGACUGAUUGAAGAAACUGACUUGCCAGAGCAAGUGGAGGCAGCGAUUGAGGUCAGAGGUCGUGAUGGACAAACAACCAGCUGCGGCGGACAGUACAUUGAGUUUGAGCUUUUGGCUCAGCUUGGUGAUCUGGCAAAGCAGUCGCCCCUGGCCAUUGUCGCAGGUCCUGUACGCGUGAACACUGACACGGAGUUGAGGGAGUUCAUGCGUAUUGACAUGGGGAGGUGUCUCCGAGAUAUUCUCUCGGACGUCAUCGAUGACCCUGUGGGCCGGCAGCGCGGACAACUCUCCAGACGGCGAUGGUACAUUUGCGUGGAGGUGAUGCGGCUGAUUUGUGGUGCCAAUUCCUUGGACUGCACUGCCCUGGACAAACCCGAUGUGCCACCGCUGGAGUGGGUUCUAUGCUUGUCUGAUGAGCGGGUAGCGCAAGCGGUUUGCCCAGAGAUGGCACACUUGCAAGACAAGAACAUCGAUGAGCUGACUCGCUUCAUUGAUGGUGGAAACAAGAAAAGCAAGGCGAAGAAGAAGAAGAAAGGCAAGGAGGAGGAAGAGAGACCUGAAGCGCCUCCACGGCCAACCUUUCCGGAGGGCACUCGAUGGCAGCUGCCUUUGGGAUGGAUGGACCAGGCAGAGGAUUUCAGGGCCCACUUGCGCUGUUGGCAAGAACAGGGGCGGUGUGUGCUCACUUCUGUGGUUGAGGGCAAUCGCUACUUGCGGCUGCGCCUCCGUGCAGAUGGGCCCAGACUUCUGUCCAUGCCCGCCAGCUGUGUUUUAGCCUUUCCACGACAUGACGCCAUCAAGAAGAUGUCUGAGACAGAAAUGCUUGGAGCAUCCAACGUGCAGUUCUUCUCGACGCUAUUGAACGUCUUCUUGUUCAGCAAUGAUGAGCUGAGGGACCCUGACAAGGAGCACCGAUGUCCACCGACAGAGGUCAGUAAAGGGAAUUUGGUCUUUGAACUGCUGGUGCGGCAGAGAGAUUGUCCGACACCGCCUCCUUUGCGCUUCUCAUCAGGC